Messenger RNA from Amoebophrya sp. A120, 7505 nucleotides. NCBI's taxonomy places the organism in Eukaryota, Dinophyceae, Syndiniales, Amoebophryaceae. The record is from the annotation of a GenBank genome assembly.
GUCGCUUUAUCCCUGAAGAUCAAGUCAUUAUUUGGUGAGACCUACUAAGACGAACGCUCUACCCCACGGAGCAACACGCAGCAAUCACGCACCCCCCUUGUAAGUAGAUGUAAGUGUUGUAUUGUUAUCCCCCGUCGGCACGGCCGCAGUAGGAAAAAAACACAUACACGAAGUAUCAACAGAUUAAGAUUAACUUUAUUUAUGACCCCGCAGGCCGCUCGCGGUGGCGUGCGCACGGAAGAACCUCUCACAACAACCUUUCAUCCAAGAUGAAACAAGUCGCGAGUUUUGUGGUAAAGAGGCAGCCUAAAUCAGCGAACAAUCUUGAACCCGCCCGCGAGGACCUCCCCGGAAGAUCAACACCAUUGUAGUCCGCCCGCCCCCGAGCCCGAGAUCGUUAUCAUGAUCCGGCGUCGGCCCAGUCAGGAGCGCGCAAAGCGGUCCCGGGACCGCGACCGGGAGAAAGAGCAGAAAGACAACCAGAAAGAGAAAGACCGCAGUCGCCGCAAAGACAAAGACAAAGAUGAGAAACGUGCGACUUCCGGUUCGGGGAGACAUGCCGACAAACACAUCAAAACUAGCGUCUUGACAUCGGAAAAUAUUGAACAUCAUGAAGUAGACUCUGACCACUCCAGAGCAGAGCCGCGAGAAGAUCAUGGUAGUGGUAAGGACCACCGCAGGGUCGUUGAGAGGGACCAGCACAGGAGCAGAGGCUCGAGGCCGGAGAUGAGCGAAAUGAAUGCUGGCACUACAACCAAGGUCAGCACGCGGAAGAAGUCCAUCGAGCUAAAACCCGCCAAGCGGACGGCUUCGAGGGAACACAGCAGCGAAGAUCUUCCUGGUACUAGGAAUGUCGAGAGGGAAAAAUCCUCCAAGCCGCACGCGCUUUCCUCCCAAGACGGCUCGGUGAAUGUAGUCUCCCAUAAUCACGGUGCAGCGACGUCUUCCCGUGGCGAGGCGUCGCGGGACGACAGCAGCAAUUACUACGGGGCGGCGGUUUCCUCGAAGCAUUCCUCGAAGGAAUCCUCGGCGGUAUCGGCGAAGGAGCAUUUUCUCGGGGACAGCAGCGGCAGGCGAAGAGACCGGGAGAAGGAACAAACACGAGGAGAAGGACAUCGGGAGAGACACAGGGGAGAAGUGAAGGUGAAAGAGCGAGGAAGAGACAGAGAAAGAGAGAAGGAUAGCAGCGAUGCUCCGGAAAAUUUUGCCGAAGGGAAAGAUGCAAAACCGCAGAAAAAAAAACGGGACGGAGACCAUGUGAGCAAAAUGUUGAAACGCGACCAAAAUGGCGGGGACCUCCGAGGAGGGGAGAGGAAUAAAGGUACUGCGAUAUUAGCACUGCUAGUAUUUCCUUUCCGAACUACACUGAGCCUCCUGGUGUUGAAAAUCAAAGUUCUAUCCACUUGCAAACUACGUUUCUUGCUAUCUUUUGUGCGAGGUAACGCGGGAAACUCGUGGUACACUGAUCGCGGAAGUCCCCAUUUGGUGGUUCACUUUGUUCGUGUGAUCCUCCAAAGUUGACGUUCCAACAGUAGAAAUCUUCUAAUUGAACAUUGGCUGAGAACAACAACAGCAGUGAGCUCGUUUUUCUUUGUAUGCAGAGCAAAUUCUUGAUCAACACCGGCUCUACUGUCGGUCUUUCAGAAGUCUGCUUCAUUCUCAUUCUCCUAUAUUGCAUCAUCAUGUUCCGUACGCACAAAGACACAUACUGAAAAUACAACAGAGCGUGGCGAUCACCGGCAGCGGUCGGAGCGGAGGAACAAUGCUGACCGAGACAAGCAUGCCAGCCACCGUAAAGAAAAAAGUAAGACCUACCCAUCCAAAUCGCAAACCCACCCGGGGGCAGAUGUUUCGUCGAGUCGGCAGCACAAAAAUAGGAACCUCCAAUACAGCUCCCCAAACCUCAUUCUGCCCCCGUCCGGAGAAAACGCCGGCUCGUCCCCACCGCUUGUUUUCGGCGCGGGGGGUCCGCCUGGCCCCGCUGGUUCUACGCUGCAACCCGAGGGUGCUGUAGUGGGGUUCGCGCACCACCAGCCUAGCACUGCGACGUCGACCUUUCCGGUUUUGCUUCCACAUAACACUACUAACGGUACUAGUGCCACGACAGCUUCCGCAAAUACAACGGCGCAGCCAGGUGGUGGUGCUGGUCAAGCGAAUCCGCCACCGCAGACCUACAUGAACCCCGGUGCACCUCCUGUUGGACAACAACAGCAACUGCCCCCGCAGUCCAACCCGCCCCCGCUCCAGUCCCCAAAAAUCGACCCGGGAAACGUCACCGAGGAGGUUCUGCGGAACGACUACUGCCAAGUCUUCGUGGACACGGGGUUGCGACCCCAGAAUUUCAUUCACGACAUGGAUCUCUCUUCCCGGUACGAGGACUACCGGAAGCUGGAAAGGGUGGUCAAGUUGAAGGACCAGAUCAUCAAGUACCGCGCGACGCCCGCCAUGGCCCUCAAGUGUGAUUUGAAGGAGUUUUCCUUGAAGUCCCUGGACGUGAAGUUCGACACGGUUAUCAUCGAUCCGCCGUUAUGAUGCGUUGCAAAUGUAAUGUCUGGGUCUGGGAAGAAUAAGAAUGGAACUGGAUGUGACGCUAAAUUUCCAUCAAACAAAAGUAAACCUGUAUUUUUGCAUGAAUAGCCGCGUCAAGAAUUUGAAUUUCAAGCCCAUUUCGCGAAAGAACCUCGUUGACGCUACAGCAUGCGUCAAUGACAUCGCGGGUCAACAUGUACUAAGAUUAUCUGCAAGACAAAAAUAAACUCUGCCAAUCAUGACUACAACUUCCAGACCCAGAUCGAUAUUUGCAGGCAAUAACCGUGGUCCGAGUACAACUAUCGCACCGGGGGUUUGGACGUGUUUGGCGAGGACCUCACGCCCUGGACCUUUUCGGAGAUCGCGAGCCUGAAACUCGACGAAGUGCUGUCCGACCGGUCGUUUGUGUUUCUCUGGGUCGGCGAAACGCACCUCGAGGAGGGGCGGGCGCUGUUCAACAAGUGGGGGCUGCGCCGGAUCGAGGAUCUGUGUUGGAUCAAAACCAACCGCACCUGGCGGGACAUGAACCCCGAGGAGUACGUGGACAGGCGGAACACGAACUUCUUGGACAACGAUAUCCAAGAAAAAAACGUUGUUAGUGUAAAUUUGUGAUGUGCAACAUGCAAGAUGAUUGCGUCUGUCAUGCUUGGCAUGCAUCGUAGGGCCCAUUAAAGGGCGUUUUCAUGUACUAUCUGCGCAUGACAGGUUUUUGCUGUCAUGCCAGACAAAUUUGUAAUGCUGUUCCUCCAAAAUCAAAAAAGUUACACCUACAAUGUUUUUUUCUUGGAUAAACGACAGUUACCUGUUCCGCACGAAGGAACACUGUUUGAUGGGAAUCAAAGGUAUAGCAGCCUACAGAUUUUGAUGGUUCAGAUAUGGUUAUUUUGAUCCAGAGCGAAGCGCCGCCCCAUUGGUCGGUGGUGUCGUGACGCGCAAGUUACUUACGUGUACGACAGAAUAACGUUUUUGUAGGUACCGUCCGGCGUUCGGUGGACACGAAUUUUAUCCAUGCGAACAUUGACACGGACGUGAUUAUUGCGGAAGAGCCGGAGCUGUUUGGGAGUACUGAGAAGCCGCACGAACUGUACGAAAUCAUUGAGCACUUUUGCCUUGGGAGGAGAAGACUGGAGCUCUUCGGCACCGACAACAACCUCCGGGACGGGUGGGUCACCCUCGGCAACGCGAUCACCACGUCCACGUGGGCACCGAAAACGUACGCGAGCUACUUCGAGGGCAAUGACCGGGAAGACGUUUGGCCGAAACGGAGGAAUUUUCGGUAUGGAGAACAAAUUUUUUUUGAUGUACAUGUUUGGUUCCAAGUACUAGAUUGAAGAUUCACCAGCAGUUUGACAUCCAUUAUAGUGUGCGACAAGUAAAGGCCAUGCUUAGAGCCUGUGUCUUGAUCUCUUUUUCUCAAGAAGCCCCCAUGACAGAUAGUAUUCAUGAACAACUCCCCAUCUACUUCAAAUAAACCUGAUCAGUGGCGGCAAGCUACUUGGGUCCGACCCGGUGAUCGAGAUUCUGCGGCCGAAGUCCGUCGAGCGCGAGCGCGAGAUAUCAAUUGCAAAAGUGUCUGCCUGUCAUGCCCCUUUUGCAUGAGCCAUGACGUUUGUGAUGCAUGCCCUAGCGUCACAGAUUUUUUGAGUGCUUCUUGAUGCCUAUUCCGCAUGACAAAUGCCCUCUCUGCGUAGCAAAAAUUGCACUCCCUUCGCUGCUGCUGCAAUACAGAUUUUUUUGGAAUCCAAAUGCAGCAUCACAAGUUGCAUCCUUCCAGUCCCAGACACUUUUGCAUUUGAUACGAGAUGCAGCGGGUUCUGCGGGAAGAGGAGCGGAAAGACGAGUUUGGAAACCAGCAGACAAACCGGGCGGACGAGGACAUGGAGGAGCGUAUGCUUCCCGAGGACGCGGGCGAGCAGGGGGACCAAUUUAUCGACAAGAACGAUACCGACCAGAAUCUGCCGGACAAUCUGGAAGAAAUGAUUCUGAAGCAGGAAAAGCUCCUCUUGGACCACGAGGGAACAGGAACUUCUGCUGGUACCUCCGACGGACUCCUUCUACCCGCGGGGGCCGGUGGUGCUGCUGCUUUGUUGAGCGGCAAUCUCGUCGUGGCGGACAGUGCUGGAAGUAGCACGAUGGACCACUACACAAAACCUCCACCUCCGGUUGGAGCUGCAGCGACGAUUGGACAAGCGCUGGGGAUGGCCUCGAGCAGCGCGCCGGCGGCGGCGGCGGGGGUAAGCACAAGACCAACUACCGGCGGAGGUCAACAUCCAGAGGGAGUUGCGGACGGUGGCGCGACGAGAGUUGCUGAUCAGGCCAGUAAUGUAGUCCUCGCCAGUUCAACGUCCGCACCUGCAGGGGAGGUACUAGCUGCAAGCUCUUCCAGUUUUCCCGGGAUGAACAGCCACGCGACUGAGACGCAGCACAAGCCCGUACCGGCAAAGGCGGGAACUGUACAGCCAGGAGCGGGACUUACACCUGCUGCAGCAACAAAUGCCGCAGGAGCUGCAGCUCCUGCCACGGGAGACGAAGCAGCUGCUAGUGCUGCUGCUGAUGGUCCUUCUCGUCCAUCGCAACAUCCACCCGGAGAUGGUCCAGCUAAACCGACAUCCUCUACCACCUCCGUCGAGGAGGAGAAGAAAAAGAAAAAACCGAUGCCGGCAGUGUCGAAGGCGGGAAGCUUUUUCAACAUGGGGGAAGCGGAUUCCGAUGAAGAGGAGUACAGCGCGAUGCGGGAGCGCGCCCACCGCGAACAGCAGCAGCAGAUGAAGGGCGAAAAGGGUCAACCUUAUCCGCAUGGCGAAUACUAUGGGAAGGAUCCUGGCGGGGGAAAGUAUCACGACCAGUACGGGGCUGCGCAUCACAAAGGCGGUGCUUCUGGUCCGUAUCAGGAGAUGAAGGGAAAGUACGGAUACGGUGGCUAUAAGGGCGGGUAUGGGAAGAAGCACGGUUUUGAUCCAUUUCAAAAAGAAAACUUCGGCAAAGACAAAGCGGGUAUGAAAGACUUUGGAAAGUUUUUCGGAAAGAAGGACGGCAAGGAGCAUUUCCAUCACGGAAAAGACUUUUAUCCCGGAAAACCAUCAACCGCGCCACCUACAGGCGAUAAGGAGAACAAUUUCCUCGCGGGCCCGAAAGGUGGUGGUGCAACUGCGCAGCUGCAAAGCGACCAGCCACCGAAAAACGCUGGAAGUGCAGCGGGCGCUGCUGCUGCUUCUUCCCCGAGCCAGCCGGUGGAGCAGGUCCUCGCGGCUGGGAACAACCAGGCGAAUGCGGCUUUUUUGAAGCGGGAGCAGGAACAGGCGAAGGCGAAAGCCGCGAUGUUGUCGUCGAGCGGCGCCACGUCGACUCCUUUCCCUGCCGGAUCGAACAUCACGACCAUUACCGCGGGAGGCAGUGUGAAGACGACAGCCGGUGCAACCGCUUCCCAGCCCGGUGUUGGAGUCCCAGUGCAAUCUACUUCCCAACUCGGCAGCAGUGGAGCUGGUGCGACGUCGUCGACGCUGCCAACCGCCGUUCCGAAGCCCGGCAUGCCUUCUUCGACCACGUCAACGUCUACUUUCCCAUCCUUUCCUUCCUCCGGCGCAUCAGCAGGAGGUGGAAUUGUGAAUGCGGGGGCACCUUCAACAUCCUCCUCAAGUGUAGCAGCUGCAGGUGGUGUAGUAGUAUCAGCACCCCCUGUAUCGACAUCAGCACCGGUCGCUGCCGCUCCGUUGCAACCAAAGGCUCCACCAGCAGGGGUAGGAGGAGCCUCUACGACAACUUCCGCGCCACUAACUGCCCCUGGUCCAUCUGUCACCGCCGCUGCUGCGACCAAUAAAGAGCAGGCGAGUACUAGUACGAAGCCCAGUGCACCAGCGGCUCCCUCGUUCGACUCCGCGCCGUGGGCCGCACUGAAGCGGGAGAAUUCCCAAACCGCGUCGUCCGGUUCCAGUCCGGAGUUGGAGACGAACAAGAAAACAGCAGCAGCUGUGUCCGGAAUUCCACCAAAGAAGAGCGAGCAACCACCUGCUGCUCCGGAUGUUGAACCUCCCUCCACGGCGCCGAAGCGGCUCUGGGGCGCGCCCAAGCCGCUGGAGAAAAAGAUGCCGCCGGCCGCUAUGCCGCCCCCCGUGAUGCCCCCGGCCGGGCCGCCCAUGGGCAUGGCCGGUCCACCCCCGCCGAUGGGAGCGGGAAGCAGUUCUUCAUCCGGCGCGAUGAUGGGUGCUACGGGUGGCGGCCCUGGUGGACCACCGCCGCCUCCGAUGAACAUGAACCGAAACAACCGUUUUUCCGGUGGCGGCGGUGGUCCUUCUGCCUCUUCUCACAAGGGGGACCACCACCAUCGUGGUGGCGACCACCACCAGGGAACCUAUGGCGGUGGCAGAGGAGAAUUUCUGAUGAACCAGAGCAACUACGGCGAGGGGCGAAACAGCUACAAUUCAAGAGGACCACCGUCUUCACAUGCAGAAAGAAACAACUACGCUGGUAAUAUGGGAGGAUCCGGACCAUCGUCCUCCCGAGGUGGCGGUGGACUACCUCCAACAGACGAUAGGUUUGUGGCGCCGCCCUCCGAUUGGGAUGCGAGCUUGCGGCAGGACAGGAUGAAUAUGCACGGAGGUGGUGGUCCUCCUCCUCCCCGGGGCGGAGGACACAAUCGCAACUACGACCGGGGUCCCGGCGGGAAUGGCGGGCAUCAAAACAAUUACCCAAGGAACAAAAACAACAAUCACCGUGGGAACAACUUCAAAGGAGGAGGCUACGGCGGGCACAAGGGUGGUGGUGGGGGGAAUCGCUAUGGGAACAGAGGUGGCGGUGGAACGAACUAUGGCCAUAGAACAUUUGAUGGCAAUUAAGCAGACAGUUGUGAAGAUCGGUCGAUCCUCAUGAUUACCAUCAAAAUUCAGUUACGAACUUCAUCAGACACAGCGACAAACAUCAAUCUGAACGAAUCUAGAAAGUGCCGAUGAGCUGCACGCGUUUCGACUGCCACAACUAGC